Gopherus evgoodei (Goodes thornscrub tortoise) is the source of this 6287-nucleotide messenger RNA. RefSeq names its product methyl-CpG binding domain protein 6 (gene MBD6). The transcript is spliced from 12 exons. The record is from RefSeq and is a predicted model, not a curated record. NCBI's taxonomy places the organism in Eukaryota, Metazoa, Chordata, Testudines, Testudinidae. Gene Ontology annotation, molecular function: chromatin binding; DNA binding. Bases 2045 to 5428 code for a protein of 1127 amino acids. Gene Ontology annotation, cellular component: chromocenter; nucleus.
GACACGGGCCGGGGGGGUCCGGGGGCAGUGAGCCCGGCCCGGGGGGUCCGUGUGCCCGGCGCUGCAGGGACACGGGGCAGGUGCAGCCUGGGGGUCCCCGCAUGCCGGAUGGUCCCGGGGUCACAGCAGGCUGCUGGGACUCGGGACCCCAGGCUGCCGGCCCUGGCUUUGUCCCGUCUCGCCGGAUGGUGGCUGGUGCCUGUGAGAUGGGGGGAGGGCCCCAGGACCCAUAGCCAGGCAGCCCUAUGGGGGAGUGGAGCCUAGUGCAGAUGGCCCUGGGCCUCCCUCCUGCCACCUGCAUAGAUUGGAAAUUCCCUGGGGGCCGGGUUGCAGCUGUGCAUGUACAGUGCCUGGCACGGGGCAUCAAUGCCAUCCCAGCCUUCUCCCCAGCUCCCCCCUCCUUGGGGCUGGGGGGUGGGUGCAUUUGUCCGGCUGCGCGGGCGACUCUCUCUAGGGUACCGGGCCCAGCCGCAGCUGCCAGACCCCGGCUUGGCGCUGCCACCCUGGGUCUGAGCUGGGGGCCUGCAGCAUGGGGCUAAGGGCUGCUGGGCUGGGACCCCGUCGCUCCUGGCCUGCAGGAGGCGGGAGUCCCGCAGCUGGUUCAGAGAGGAGACAGCAGCCCUGGACCUUUGGGGUCUGCUUAUUUAGCAGCUUCAGCCCUGUUUUCUCUCGCUCCCGGGUACAGCGGUGCCGCGGGCAGAUAGUGCCCCUCCCUGGGCCUUGCUGGGUGCUGACAGACGCUGUCCCUGCAGGACCCUGGGACCCCACAACCAGCCUCUGCUGUCCCCAUACGAGUCACUGGGCCUGACACUGAAAUGCAGCCACCUCUGGGGUGGGAUGUGGCAGCUGUUUUAACCCUCCCCAUGUGGGGGUGGGGCGGGAAAUACUAUUAAUUGAGUCUUCCUGUGUUUUUAUCCUAUGGAUCAGCCUCAGAAAUAUGGACUUCCAGGGCCCCAAUCCUGGCAGCGUCCCUUGGCGUGGGGGGCAUCAUUUCUGGGGCGCAAUUAGGUUGGGUACAUGCCACGUCUUUCAGGCUGUGCCGAAUCCCAAAGGCAGAGCUGGCCUCCCCUCCCAGGCCCCUCUCCUCGGCAUUUGGGCAGAGAGAGCCGCACGCCGCAUGAGUGUCCCGGCUUCCCGCCUCUGAGCUCUGUGUCUCCCAGCCCCUCGGUUUGCAUUUUGAGCCCCAGAGCUAGCGAGAGAAUCCCACCCCGUCGCAGCCCCGGGAGCCUGGGGUAAACCCUGUCUCUCCUGCUGCUGCCCAGCCUCAGGCGGCUCGGAUGGACCUGACUGGCUCACUGUGGGGGCCAGUUUUGGAGGUUUCUGGUGCAUUUCACAGCAGAAACGCUGCUGAGCUGUGGCCCUCGGGAGGCAGGUGCUGGGCUCGCCGGGGAGCCCCAGUCCUCCCGCAGUUGGACCCCGCAGCACCAGGGCGGCUCCCUGAGGCCACUCGAGUGACACCUUCCCAUUGCGGGAGAAGACACGGCCCCUACAUUGACCUGGGCGCCUCUUUAGCUCACCUAGGUGAGGGACAGGAGCCAGGAUCCUGGGUCUAACCCUAGCUGUGGGAUUGGGGGACUAGUGGUUAGAGCAGGGGGCUGGAGCCAGGAUUCCUGGGUUCUCUCCGCAGCUCUGACUGUCUGUGUGCCAUCUGACUAAGCCCCUUCUCUGUCUGUGUCCCCAUCUGCAGCCCGGGGGUAGCAGUGAGUGUCCCUGUGCCCGGGACUCAGCGCUGCCCUAUGCCUAGGAGCUGAGCCCGCCAGGCACAGGCCUGGGCUCAGACCUCGGCAGGGAGGAGCCAGGUCUCUGCCCCGUGGGUCAUGGGGGCUGUUCACCCUGCUGUGGCCGGCACUGAGGCCGGACCCUCCUUCCCUUCUUCCAGGCGUGGGCUAGUAUCGGCCGUGGCGAACUCGCAGCUGUGGAGGACGGAGCCGCCGGCGCUUCCCGGGCAAGGGAGCCCGCCAUGAGCGCAGGAGGGCAGCGUGCGCGCACUUAACGCCAGCAUGUUCGCAGCCAUGAGCAGGUAUCCGAGCGAGGCUGGGGCACAAUGAAUGGUGGUGAUGAGCCCGCUGGUGGAGAUCCAGGUGGGUGCCCGGUGGCUGUGCCUGUGGGCUGGCAGCGGAAGGUGGAGGAGGGCGCCGUGCGCUAUAUCAGUCCUAGUGGCACGAGUCUCACCUCGCUGGAGCAGACCCGCGCCUACCUCCUGACAGACGGCACCUGCAAGUGCGGCCUGGAGUGUCCGCUCAACGUGCACAGGGUUUUCAACUUCAGCCCGGUGGCCGUGGUGGUGCCGCGGGGAGGGGCCGGGGCCCAGGGUGACCAGGACAUGACCAAGCUGUGCAACCACCGCCGGAAAACCGUCGCCAUGGCCACCCUGUACCGCAGCAUGGAGAGCGCCGCGCCCCUGGGCCUGCCGCACCUGGGCCCAGGGGCCGGACUGAGCCAGAUGUAUCACUCGGGCAUCGCCAGCCGCCAGCAGCCAGCGCCUUUCGGCAGAGCGCCCGGCCCGGAGGGCGAGGGUCCCGGCAAGCCCCAGCCCGUGGAGAAGGCCCCAGCAGAUCCCUGCCUGGCCUGCCCCAGAGACCGUCCCACCGGCACCCGGCCCAGCCAGGCGUCGUCCUUCCCACGUCACCACAGCGCCCUCUUCGGGGACGUCUUCCCGGCCAGGACGCCCUGCGUCAGCUCCUCCGACGGCGCCUACCCUGGGCGCCCGGCCUUCCCCCUGCAGAGCUUUGGCCUGGAGCCCCUGGACGCGGCCCCCCGGCCCUUCCCCCUCGGCUCCCCCGCCGGCCUCCCCUUCCCCCCACCGGACGAGGUGGUGCCACCUGCUGCCCCCAGCCCACUGGGGAAGCCUCCGGUCCCCGCCACGGCGCCCCCCGAGGGGGCCCCCGCCUGGAGCAGCCGCGCCUGCCCACUGCCCGCAGGCGCCUCCCUCGGCAGGCUGGCAGCCUCCACCACGCUCUCCUCCGUCUCGUCGCCAGGGGGCAACGCCGAGCUGUCCCCCCAAUGCUCCUGCCCCUCCUCCACCUUCUCCGAGCCUGGGGGGCCCCCCCAGCCCUGCAAGGACGAGGCGCCGCCCAGCAAUGCCUUAGCCAACCAAAGCAGCAAUAACCCACCAGUGCCCUUAGGCGCCGUGCCCGAGGGCAGGGGGCCGCCCGGCUUCCUGGGCUUGCCCCUGAGCCAGCUGCUUCAGCAGCCGGGUGCCCCCUCCUUCCCCGCCAGCAGCCUGCUGAGCGCGGCUGCCAAGGCCCAGCUGGCCAGCCAGCAGCGCGCCGACGAGCCCCCCUCUAGCACUUUACCCGGGCGCCUGCUGGGCUCCAACGUGCUGCUCUCCGUGGUGGGCGGGCGGGCGCUGCCCAAGCCCCGGCGCCAGCGCCGCGCGCCCACCGUGCUGCGCCUGCUGAAGGACUCGGGGCAGGGCCCUGCCGGGCCGGAGGAGGCCCCCGCCCACCGGGCCCGGCCGCCCCCGGGGGGCGCCCCACCACCCGGAGAGGCCAAGGGCAGCCCCCUGGCCCCUCUCGCCCCCAGCCAGCCGCUGUCGUCCCUGCUGAGCCUGCUGGGUGCCCAGCCCCCUGGCCUGCCCCCGCUGCCCCUGGGCGACAGCCCCCCCAGCCUCCUGCCCUCCUUCCAGGAUGUCAACAGCCAGCUCCUCAGCCUCUUCAGCCAGCUGGCCUCCGCCUCCUCCGACCUGGCCUCAGGGAGCACCCCCCAGCCGAAAGCGCCCGCCCCCAGCAGCCCCGCAGGUGCCACCGUCUUGCCAGCCGCCACCAAAGCAGCCUCGGGCUCCGGCCCCUGCAGCGGCGCCGGGGAGGGCAGCCUGGGGGGCCAGCGGGGCCUGCCACCCCUGGCCCCCGAGCCCUUCCCCUUCCUGGGCCAGGAGCAGGUGCUGCCCUUCGGGGGCUUCCUGCCCCCUGGCCUCCUCCAGGGCGGCUUCCUCGGCUCCUUGCCCUUCUCCCUGGCCCUGAGCCAGCCGCAGCUGCUGGGCUGCCCGGGGCAGGGGGAGGCGCCACUGCCCACCCUGGGCCUGCCGGGCGAGCCCGAGGGGCAGGUGCUGCAGACCCUGCUCAUGGCCUCGCUGCUGCAGAGCCAGCCUCAGUCGCCCCUGCUGCCCCUGGGGGGCCUCGGCCUGGACCUGCUCCAGCAGCCCGGCGGCCUCCUCCCGGCCCUGCUGCCCCUGCCUGACCCGCCCUGCCAGGGGGACCUCCCAGACGGGCCCCUGCAGCCUCUGCUCUUCCCGGCGCUGCCCAGCUCACCCGCCGUCUUAGCUUUAAACUCGGCUCUGCUGGCAGCCGGCCUGGCAGCCCCCGACGCCCAGCCUGGCGUCGCCGGCUCUCCCAUGGCACCUACCUCGACCAACACGACGCCCGCGACUACUGAGGCCCCUGAGCCCCCUGGCGCCUUCGGCAGCGCCCCAGUGCCCCCCAGCUCCUCCGGGAGGCUCCACCCGCUGCUGCCCCCGCUGGUCAGCCCGCUGCUGAGUGCUGCGCUGCUGGCUGACCUGUCGGCGCUGGGCCCCCUGGGGGCCGCCGGGGGCCCCAUGCUCCAGAGCCAGCCGCAGCUGCUGCCUCCUGCCCUGCCAGCGCCCCUGGGCUUCCAGCUCUUCCAGGGCCAGCCCCCCGUGCUGAGCCCACUGGGCAGCUCCAGCCCCCUGGCCUGCCUCCUGCAGCUCAGCCCUGGGUUCAGCGCCCCCGAGAAGCUGGCGCCGGCACCGAGCGAAGGCCCCUCCUCGAACCCGCCCAGCGUCCCGGAGCCCGAGCCGCCGGCCCCCUUCACCCCCUUCUGCAUGGACGCUGCCCCGCCUGCCCUGCCAAGUGCCUUAGACUCCCCUGCAGUGCCCAGGGCCACAGACUGCCUGGCCACAGGCCCCCUGGAGCCGGCCAGGCCAGGCCAGCAGGGAGCGCUGGGCUUUGCCACCCCCGUGGGCCAGCUGGAGAGAGGCGCCGCAGGACCCCCCUGCUCCAGGACCCCCCUGAAACGGGCCCGGCACAGCGGGGAGGGGCUCAAUGGCAACAUGGCCCCCCGCAGAACCAAGAGCGCCCGCCGUGGGGCCAGGCGAGGCCGUGGGGCCUGGGGGAGCCGGCGGCACUUCAAUGGGCAGGCGAGUGAGCCGGGCGAGAAGCCAGCACCCUCGGGGCACCUACCCCACCCGGCCUGGAGGUGCAAUGGUGAGAUCCCGGUGCCAGGCACGGCCAGCCCACUUGCCCCCAGCAAAGCAGAGGAGAUAAAGGGGAACCCUGGGAGGCUGCGCCCGUCCCGCCGGGGCCGGAGGAGGAAGGUCAGCGCCCCCCAGCCUAGCACCCGCCUGGAGACACCGCGAGCGAGGGGCCCAACUGCUGAGCCAGGCUCCGUCCCCACUGAGGAUGGUGCCCCCGGGCGGCGCCCCCGGCCUGGCCGCCCCGCCAAGAACCGCCGCAGGAAGCUGGUGACGUAGCCUUGGCCCAGAGGUACCCAGGGGAGGUGAAGCUGAGCGAGGCCCAGCCACCCACAGCCAGGAACGAGCCCCCGCUGGGGGGGCCCUGUGGACAGUGGGGGGCCCGGAGCAGGUGCCGUUGCUGGCAAUGGGCACUUCCCGCUCCACCCAGCAGGAGGCAGUGCUGGGCCGCGGCCUGCCAAAGCACUUCUGAAGCCAUUUUGCAAUGCAGUGACAUGCCAGGGAGCCGUGGCAGCGCUACGGGGGGGCACGAGCCUGUGCUGUCCCUAGACUGGGGCCAGGGCUCCCAGCUGCUGCCAUUCUGCCCCCCCACCGGCAUCAAGGCUGGGGGGGAGGGCUCCUCCCCUACCUCAGGCCUGCGGGUCUCAGCAGGGCCAGGAACGCCUCAGGGGUUAGCUUACCGCACGUCCCGCUCACCAAAAACCUCCCUGUGCCCCUCGCCAGGGGGCAGCCCCCCCGGGCAAUGGUACAAAGCAAUAAUCGUGGCCCCAGCCCGGGCAGGGGCAGGGCCUGGGACGCCGGCUCAGCCAUGGGGCACCGGGGGGGCCAGGCCCCAGCCUCCUUUCUCCUUGUUUUGAACUCCUCCGAGAACACUCAGGUCCGGCGGCUGGCGGGGCCCGGCCGCGUCGCCAGCGCCACCCACCCACCCACACUACGCGCUCCCAGGCUGCUGGUGGGAAUUAUGCAAAGCGGGGGCUGGGCCCUGCCCCCCCUCACCGACAGUUGCUUUUGUAGACGCUGGAACCGGCGCUUUUCCAUGGGAGCCACUUAAUUUAACAGCUGGGGGCCAAGCGCCGCUGGCUCUUCCGCGGGGAUUUGGGGUGUUUUGUAUCAAUUAUUAAAAUGUGUAUUUAAAAGC